Molecule: messenger RNA, 599 nt
Organism: Microtus ochrogaster (prairie vole)
Lineage: Eukaryota; Metazoa; Chordata; Mammalia; Rodentia; Cricetidae
Product: glutathione S-transferase P-like
Exons: 5
Coding region: 15-599 (194 amino acids)
Biological process (GO): glutathione metabolic process
Cellular component (GO): cytosol
Molecular function (GO): glutathione transferase activity
Source: RefSeq, a predicted model, not a curated record
GGCGCUGCGAGGUUAUGCGCAUGCUGCUAGCAGACCAGGGCCAGAGCUGGACUGAGGAAGUAGUGACAAUGGAUGCCUGGGGGCAGGGGACACUCAAGGCUUCCUGUCUGUUUGGCCAGCUCCCCAAGUUCCAGGAUGGAGACCUCACCCUGUACCAAUCGAAUGCCGUCCUGCGGCACCUGGGCCGCUCCUUCGGGCUCUACGGCAAAGACCAGCAAGAGGCAGCUCUGGUGGACAUGGUCAAUGACGGACUGGAAGACCUCGUCAGGCACAUUGGCCAGGUUCUCCGUAACUAUGUAUGUAGGGAGGGCAAAGCCCAGUAUCUGAAGGAACUUCCGGGACACCUGAAACCAUUUGAAACUCUGCUGGCCCAGAACAAGGGAGGCCAGUCCUUCAUUGUGGGUGACCAGAUUUCCUUUGCUGACUACCGACUGCUAGACUUGCUGCUGAACCACAAGCUCCUGUUCCCUGACUGCUUGAAUGACUUCCCCUUGCUGUUGGCCUAUGUGGCACGCCUCAGAGCCCGACCCAAACUCAAAGCCUUCCUGGACUCCCCUGAGCAUGUGAACCGCCCCAUUUCUGCUCGCCUAAAGAUAUGA